AUGAUGUUUUUCAACGACUUGAUUAAACGGAGACUUUCAACUCUUCUACAGCCAUGGCUGAGAGAAAGCCCGGAACUGGAAUUCAAACUUGGGUUAUUCCGUUCCAACGCCACCCUAAAUAAUAUUAGUUUCAAAACGUCUGCAUUGAAUGAAUUAGUUGAUGACCCCUCUCGAAUUUGCUUUAAAGAAGUCACCGUCGAACAUCUGAGUCUGCAGAUUGCCCCAUGUUCUUCGGCUGCUUUUAGUCUCCGUAUUCACGGCCUCUAUAUAACUCUCUCACUCGGGGAAGAGGACGACGAGGAGGGGGUGCCGUGGAGGCUGAAGCCCAGGGACACCACGAUGGAGGAAAAGAACAAGGUUCUUGCUGAAAUUGAUCCCGAGGGUUGUGCUUUGCAUGAUGCCAUAAAAAGGAUUUCGGACAUUGCCCCCAAUACUCGGACAAUUUCUUUAUUGAAUACAAUACUAAGUAACUGUCAUUUGCAGUUGCAUGAUGUUCAUGUGCUCUUGCAAUGUCCUGGUUCAAAUGGUUUGAUCUCAUGCUCAUUGUAUGCAAAAGAACUUGGAGCAGGAUCAGGGUUUGUAGUGAACAGAAGUUUUCUAAGAGGGUUCAUGAGUUCACUUUUUGUGCCUUCUGAAGAGAGCUCAUUCGAUGUGUGUAUUGAUGGUUUUGAGAUUAGAGUGAACAAUGGAAACCGCACAAGCUGCGUUUUACCUUCGACCAAUAUGAAUGCUUUAAUUUAUUUGAAGUAUCUCCUGUUUGUAAGCUUUAAAUUUUGUGUUCCAUCUUUAGAACUUUUUUUUUCUCCAGCUGAUAUUUCUGUCAUGCUAGUUUUUUAUUCAUUAUUGUCCAAAGAGUCAAAACGUGCAAGAACUGGUUUGCAACUAUGGAAUAUAGCAUCAAGCAAAAUUAGAUCUUUGCUUCCAACUUUUACCUCGUCAUUGCUUAAAGCAACUAAAGUUGCUUGUUUAUGGUUGCGUUAUGUACAUACUUAUCAGGGUAUGCUUAAACUAGUUGGAUAUCCUGUGGAGGAUGUCAUGAAAAAAUCAACCAUCUCAAUGUCCCGGGACAAAAAAUAUACAAGAUCCGUUAAGGUCCAGUGGAAACUGAUUUCUGAAAUUGAGAAAGAGCUGCCCACUGAGGUAAUUGCAUUGGCACGGCGAAUGGUUCGUUCUACAGUGGCUUCUCACCGUUCUGGGGCAAACUGCAGUUCUAAAGAGUCCUUAAUCAAUAGAAUUUUCUUGAAGUUGCAUCAAGUACUUGUCCUUAUCUGGGCCACUAUAUGCAGUUUGUUGAGUAUUGUUACUAGGAAUCUUUCUUUGCUCAAUGGUUGGCCUAAUCAUUCGAAGAGUAGUCAGCAUUUUGGCCCUGCUUGCAAAGAUUCACUCACACAAUGUUAUAUGGAUCUUAACAUUGGAGAAAUUUCAAUAUCCGUUACUCCAGAAAAUGAUGAUCAGCAUACUAUCAGCUGGAAGGCAGUCUCAGAUAUUGGGUUUUUGUACCAAGAUUUACUAUCAUUUCAUCUUUCUAUUGAUGCGUGCUUCUUAAGAUACGUAGAAAAUGUCUCAGAGAAGUGUUUUGUUUUCGCAUGUGGUUGCUGGAAGGUUCUUUCUUUCUCUAUUCUGAAAGGAAGUCCAAAGAGAUAUUCAAAGUACUUAAAAGGACGUGGCAAGAAGAAAGUUAAUGAUCAGCAGACUGUCAUAUGGGGUGAGCCAGCCAAAAUGAUAUGCCCUUCUGAAGCUACAGGAGAUAACCUCACCAAUGAUAUUGGAGGAACUUCAAUCCCCUAUCUAGACCUUCUUCUAGGAAAAUUAUGGUUGAAUUGGAAAGACUCUUGUUCAAACUCUGAAGGAUAUAUCAUCCCAAAGUUGCAAACUCCGUGGAUUCUUUGUGAGGUAAGGAGCUCUUUGACAGAUGACAGCAUCAGUGAUCUUAAUUAUGGGUUUUGGAACUGUGUUAUGGUGGUAGGAAGAUUAAACUUCAACCUGGAAUACUCGUUGGUAGCUUCAAUUGCUGUGCUUCUCAGUCAAAUACAACACUCUCUUUGCUGGGAUGAUAGAAGCAGGAGGAAUUUUGUUUCUCAUACACCAACAGCUAUCACCGAGGAUCCAUCAAGGGAUCUCAGGAGUAAAUACAGUUCAUACUAUGGCAACAUUGAGACGAUCAUUAUGAGAAUGCUACCACAAAAGCAUAUUCAAAUCGGAGUACUAAUUGCUGGUCCUCAUGUGCAACUACCUCUGGCACAGGAUCAGUUUUAUGUAGAAAAUGAAGAGCCAGGUCAUCUAAUUAAACAGGCCACUUUGAAUCUCCACGAUAUUGAACUUGUGUUUUCACCAAAUUUGGAUUCCAAUCUUGCAUCAUCUGGUGCGUGCUCAGCAGGUAAUGAUAGGGAACCGGAGUACACUAUACUGAAGGUACCUGACGAUAUUGACAUCAUUGGAUCAGUUAAUGAAAUUUACAGCUGUCAAGGACGUAUUUUAUACAACGCUCACCUAAAAGUCAAUGGUUUGAAGGCUUACUUUGAGGAAUCCUCUGAAAGUAAGAAGUACCACAUAUUUGAAUUAAGCCCAACAACUAUUCAACUUCAAGGUUUAAGGAAGGAGCAUCAUUCAUUUGGUUCAACAAUGAUUGCUCUCUCUGCAGCCUCACAUUGGAUGGCUACUGGAUUCACUACUUUGAUAUUUAUGGAUGAGCUGUAUAUUUUGACAAAGGUGAUUUCUGGAUUAUAUUAUGAUCUGUCUCGUGCCUUUGCCAUGCUUGCAUCCAGUGAUGACCUAAGCUAUCAAGAAGUAUCAAGACAAGAGACAUUUUAUGCUGAUUCUGAGAGUGAGGAAACAAUCAUGGCUAGAGGACUGACAUCACUGAUGUCUGUCAAUAACACCUGUGAGCUUAAGUCCUUCGACAUAGUUAUUCAUAACUCCAGAAAAUGCUAUAGCAUGGAGAAUAGCUCCAGAGGAACUGGAACAAAGUUGUCCAUGUGUGAAAUGCCCAGUCAUGGAAUUUUCAUAUCUGGUCCGAAGUUAUUCAUGGAUGUAUCUUUUAGAGGAGGAAACAUGGAUAUUAUAAUUGAUUUAUCUGGAUUUCGAUCUAUGAUUUUCAGAUAUCCUGCUGAGUUUGAAGAAAGCGUCCAUAAAUCUGAAAUCAACAAUCUGUUGCGCUCUCUAAAUUUCUUAAUUGAAGCAUCAAUUUCUCAUAUCCAAUUGUGUUUCUUCUUGAGAACCCUUAAGAAAGACUUGCCACAUGCGAGUUUGAGCACAGCAAUAGAUGAACCUAAUUCUAACAGUAAUGCUUUGUGCAUGUUGGGGCAUUCUCCUAUGGUUACGAAUACUGAACAGCUUGGAGAUCAUCCUGUACUUGCAACUAUUGCUCUUUCUGAAAUUUAUGUGUCUAGCUGCCCAGUAAAGGAUAUAUUGGCUAGAGAACACAAGCCAAAUAAACUGAACGCAUCUUUCUCUGUUGGGGAAGAAUUCCAGACAAUCUCUUGUGAUUCCGAGGGUGGUUUUUUGUUACUUGAAGCCACAUCUGCAACUAUGUUUGCUGAAUGCUGUAAAUCGUACUACAACCGAAUUUUUGAUCUUUGGCCUUCUGGUUCAUCCCCAGGAAGGGUAGUUCCACAGUAUAGUGAGGAUAAGACUGUUCUAGAUGUGCGCUCAAGUAUGAAUUCACGGCAACUUCAGCAUGUAACACAGGAUCAUUUGGAAGAAUUUUCCUUGAAUAUUUCACAUUUGUUUCUCAUAUUUGUGUCCAAUGAUGAAUCUGGCAGACUUCAGGAACUUCUGCUUGAGUACAUACAUGUGACAGGACAGAAACCCAGGGAUAUUCAAAUUCAUGGCUUUUCUCCUGGCACGCUUGAUGAUCCAUCCCCCAACUUGAUAUCCGACAGUUUACCAGUGCUUGAGCAGAAAGUUACAGUUCACUCUGUUCUUGCUGAUACGAGUCACUCAAGUCCUUCUUCCUCUCAGAAUGAUAUUCGUAUUGGUAGUUCUGGGGGAUCACUUAUUAGUGACUUUGAACAAAAAAAUGUGCACUUGAGUUCUCAAAACUACAUACUGAAAGAAUUUCAGUCCUUCCUAGCAGCUGAGUGGCCCGUAUCGGGAGAUCAAUUCUGUCCUAAUAAACUUUGGGUUGGGAGUGGUUCUAUAUCAGGUUUUGAUUUGACCAUCUCUCUGACUGAAAUAAAGAUCAUAAUUUCUGCUUUCGAAUGUUUCUCUGAGGUUUUUAUCGGAGAGAAAACUUCCAAAGUGGAACAGAGGCACUGGUCUAGUGACCAAGAUUCUGAAGGAAGUGCUGAAGAAAUGGUUGCUGAUGGAACAAUUGUUGCAAUCCAAGAUGUUGACCAACACAUGUAUAUUGCAGUUGAAGAUGUUGAAAGUAGAUAUGGUAUAAUUGGUGCGACUCAUUAUUCGCUAGUGGGAGAGAGAUCCCUUUUCAGAGUGAAGUAUUAUAAUGCAAGGAGAUGGAAGUCACGAGUUCAGUAUUUUUCAUUGAUUUCAUUAUAUGCUAAAGAUAAUUCUGGGGAAUCAUUGCGAUUGAAUUGCCGUCCAAGACAGGGUUUUGUUGACAUCUCCUCUUCUAAUGAUAGUGGGUGUGCACUUUGGGCAGCACUUCCUUAUAGACCUGACCACUAUGGGGAUGAUGUCGAGCUGGAAUCUUUUCAUCCUCUGGUUAGAAGUACAUUUCACCUUGUGAACAAAAAAAAUGAUUAUGCUGUGGCUUUUAUUGAUGGCGUCCUUGAAUUUGUCUGCAAGCCAGGAAAUUUGUUUAAGUGGAAAGUGUUUUGUGACCCUUCUCCAGCGAGUAAUAGUUUGUUGCCAAUUCGAUAUUUAGGGACCGGAUCUGGAACUAAUCUACAAUAUGAUUCAAAUGCAAACAACACUAGAGAGUUAAGGGAAAAUGGGAACCUUUCUGGUAUUACAAUUACAAUAGACAAGAUCUCAAACACAAAAGUGAGGGUCAUGAACACAAUAGGAGUAGUGUUGUAUUACUUUGAUGCCCAGCGAAGCUCAUGGAGGGAGUUUCUUCAUCCACUUGAAAUCUGCAGUUUCUACACUUCAAAGUUUCUUAUUCCUGGAUCAGACAAUGUUUUGCAGAGAGUACAAAGUCAUUUCUAUGCUAGAAUUAAAGAGGCAAUCGUAUCAAUGAAUGAGCUUUCGUUGGACAUCAUUCUGUUUGUGAUUGGAAAAUUGAAUUUGGCUGGCCCUUAUGCCGUAAGGAGCUCUGUAGUUUUGGCCAACUGUUGCAAGGUCGAAAACCAGUCAGGUUUAACCCUACUUUGCCAGUUUUAUGACAAUCAAGAGGUGUCAGUAUCUUCAAGACAGUCAACAACAAUUUUCUUAAGGCACUUAGCUUUGGCGAAUCAACAUCCAGAAGCAUCUUUGUUCUCAGUACAACUUUCACAGCGAGGCUUCCUUUCAACUUCUCCAAUCCACCUUUCACUUUUAGAAGCUCAAAAAUUUGCUUGGAGAACACGUAUUGUGUCAUCACAAGAUUCAAAGUCUUUCCCUGGUCCAUUUAUUGUGGUCGAAAUUUCAAGGGAAAUUGAGGAUGGCUUGUCAAUUUCUGUCUCUCCUCUAUUGAAAAUACACAAUGAUACUGAUUUCUCUUUGGAGCUGCGUUUUCAAAGGCCUCAGCACAAGGAAACUGACUCUGCUACUCUGGUGCUAAAAGCUGGAGAUGUGCUCGAUGAUUCCAUGGCAGCAUUUGGUGCCACUGAUUUGUCUGGUGGAUCAAGAAAGGCAUUGACGUCUUUGAGUGUUGGAAAUUUCGUAUUCUCUUUUAGACCUGAUAUUGCCACCAGUAUGAAAAAUUUUAAGAAUGAAACAGUGGAAUGGUCUGAUGAACUUAAGGGUGGAAAACCUGUAAGUCUAUCUGGGGUAUUUGAUAAAUUGAGUUACAGGGUGAGGAAGGCAUUUUAUGUUGAGUCAGAGAAGUCUUCCCUGAGCACUGCACAUUGUGCUCUCAAAUCUGAAGGAGGUCAUAUUUCUGAGAUACAUUUUCUGAUACAAAGCGUCAGGAAGGAUGUACCUGUUAUAUGUCCAGAUAACUUUGGAUAUGCUCCUGUAAAUAAAAAUCUUCCAGUUGCCCUGCAAGAACAGAAGGAAAUUUUUCUUCUUCCUACAAUUAAGGUCUCCAAUUUAUUAUACACAGAAAUACAUGUGAAUUUGACUGAUGGAGAUCCACUUGCUACUAUGGAUCAUGGCUACUCGUGGAGUUGCGCAACUAUUCCUAGUGGAUCAACUGUUAACUUAUAUGCUAACCCGGCCACCAUAUACUUCACUGUCACUUUAACUUCCUUUGGUUCAAGUUGCAAACCAGUCAAUAGUAAAGACUGGGUGAGGAAAUUACAGAAACAAAAAAGUGAUGUCUACCAUUUGGACAUCGAGUUGGACUUUGGUAGUGGGAAGUAUUUUGCUAGUUUGAGAUUGUCUCGUGGGCAUAGAGGCGUAUUAGAGGCUGCUAUCUUUACUACAUACACAUUGGAAAAUGGUACAGAUACACCUUUGUUUUGCUUUUCUGCUAAUCAGAAGCCUGUGGUUAGGUAUGAGGUAGAGAUGGCUUCCAAUAUACCUCCCGAACUGGGGUUGUAUUUGCCUCCAAAAUCAAUCAAAUCAUGGUUCAUGAAGCGCCACCAAGUGUGCCUCAAAUUGUUAGAAGAGAAAGCAUCAGAGGCACAAUUGGACUUGGAUUCUUUAUCUGGACUUGCAGAGAUUGACCUAGAAGUAGAAGAAAAUUUUGGGUUGAAAAAUAUUAUGCGGUUGGGGGUGUCUUUAAGGCCAUCUGUUUCCAAAGUAUUCUCAACACAAUUGGUGUCAUUGAACCCACGAUAUGUUUUAUCAAAUGAAUCCGAAGAAGCAAUCACCAUUCGACAAUGUUAUUUGGAGGAUGAUAUGGAAGGGUUAAUUGCUAUCGACAGCAAAGAGAGGAUAGCAUUGAGGCUAAAGGGUGGGUCGGGAAGGAAGAGAGAAACCAAUGUUAUUAAUAGCCUUCUCAGAAAGCAUACAAAAUCUCGAGAUGAUACGUUGCUUUUCAUUCAGUUCCGACUUACUGAAACUGGAUUAGGUUGGUCAGGGCCAGUAUGCUUGGCUUCAUUUGGACGGUUUUUUCUGAAAUUUAGAAGAUCCUCAGAAUGUUCUGAAGGGCGAUCAGAGACGUGCAAACAAAAUUUAUAUGAAUUUGCAGUCGUUAAUGUGGUAGAGGGAGGGCCUAGCAUCAUUUUACACUUCCAAAGGUCUCCAACAACUAACCUCCCUUAUCGGAUUGAGAACUCUCUACGCGAUGCUCCUAUAACUUUCUAUCAGAAGGGUUCAUCAGAACCAGAGAUUUUGGGAGCUGGACACUAUGUCAAUUAUGUCUGGGAUGACUUGACUCUUCCUCAUACUCUAGUUGUUCAAGUUGAUGAUUUGCACAUGUUGUGUGAAAUCAACUUGGAUAAGGUGCGUGCCUGGAAACCACUUUAUCGGACCAAGCAGAACCGAGGUUUGGGAUUUCAUUUACCUGUGGAUAAGAAGCCUGAAGAUCAGAAAAGGACUACUUACAGUAAAUUAAUUGGCAUGGAGACUGCAAAGUUGGGUUAUGAAGUAUAUGCAGAUGGUGUCACACGAGUUUUGAGAAUUUGUGAGUUCUCUGAUAGUCAAAAGGUGGAUGCUGUGUUCCACACCGGUACAAAAAUGAGGCUGAGAAUCUCAUAUUUUGCAAUUCACUUGCUAGGACAUGCAAAGCAGGAGAUGGAUCUGGGUGAGCCAGCCAACUAUUCACCUAUAAUUACUACCAGGCUUGAUAACAUCAACUGGGAUUCUAUGUUCACUGACCGGUAUAAAUAUAAUCAAAUCAGAGUAAAGUCAUUGACUGUUGAUGAAAAGUGGGAUGGAGCUCCCUUUGCAGCAAUGCUUCGCAGGCACCAAUCAGAAAAUUCUGACUCAAAUGAAUGCAUCCUUCGUGUUAUAAUUGUUUUAGUUUCAUCCAAUUCUCACAUUAAACAAGUGAAAUACUUGUCCAUUGUUCUGCAGCCACUUGACCUGAAACUUGAUGAGGAGACACUAAUGAAAAUUGUUCCAUUUUGGAGAACAUCUCUAAGUGAUUCGAAUACCCCCAGUCAACAGUAUUACUUUGAUCAUUUUGAGAUCCACCCGAUAAAGGUCGUGGGGAGCUUUCUUCCUGGGGACUCAUAUUCCAGCUACAGCUCAACCCAGGAGACUUUGAGGUCUUUACUCCACAGUGUGAUUAAGGUUCCUGCCAUUAAAAGUAUGACUGUUGAGCUUAAUGGGGUCCUUGUCACGCAUGCUUUGAUAACCUUACGCGAAUUAACUAUAAAAUGUGCACAGCAUUAUUCAUGGUAUGCCAUGAGAGCUAUGUAUAUUGCAAAGGGAAGCCCAUUGCUUCCACCAUCUUUUACUUCUAUAUUCGAUGAUCUAGCAUCAUCUUCUCUUGAUGUUUUUUUUGAUCCUUCGAGUGGCUUGCCCAAUCUUCCUGGCGUUACCAUAGGUACGCUCAAGCUCAUCAGUAAAUUCGUGAAUGACAAAGGUUUUUCUGGAACAAAGCGAUAUUUUGGUGACCUUGGAAAAACUUUGAAAAUGGCAGGAUCCAAUAUAAUAUUUGCUGCAGUAACUGAAAUAUCGGACUCUGUUCUUAAGGGGGCAGAGACAAAUGGUUUCCAUGGAAUGGCGACUGGUUUCCGCCAUGGAAUUCUUAAGUUGGCAAUGGAGCCAUCACUACUGGGUAGUGCUUUCAUGGAAGGUGGUCCAGAUCGGAAAAUUAAACUCGACUGCAGUCCUGGAGUUGAUGAGUUAUACAUUGAGGGAUACCUGCAAGCUAUGUUAGAUGCAAUGUAUAAACAAGAAUACCUUAGGGUGAGAGUAAUUGAAAACCAGGUAGUUCUCAAAAACCUGCCUCCAAACAGUGCUCUUAUAGAAGAGAUAACAGAACGUGUAAAGAGCUUUCUUGUAAGUAAAGGGUUGUUGAAGGGAGAGUCUUCAAAAGCUUUGCAUUCUCUGCGGCAUAUACGAGGCGAAAAUGAAUGGAGAAUUGGACCGACGGUUCUGACUUUGUGUGAGCAUCUCUUUGUGAGUUUCGUAAUUCGUAUGUUGAGAAAGCAAGCUGGCAAGGUCAUUGCCAACAUAAAAUGGAAGGAAAAAUUGAAGGUAGACGACGCGCAAGCUACUGUCCCGGCAUCCAGUGCUGAAGAACCAAAGGUUAAGAUCGUGUGGAAAUGGGGAAUUGGGAAGUUUGUGUUGUCCGGUAUAGUUGCAUAUAUCGAUGGACGUUUGUGUCGCAAUAUACCGAAUCCUGUAGCAAGAAGGAUCGUUAGCGGUUUUUUAUUAAGUUUUCUUGAUAAAAAUGAUGAAUAG
This is a messenger RNA of Fraxinus pennsylvanica, 9342 nucleotides long. The record is from the annotation of a GenBank genome assembly. Lineage: Eukaryota; Viridiplantae; Streptophyta; Magnoliopsida; Lamiales; Oleaceae.